GUAAAUGGCGCGCGUGUCGCUCCGUAUGAUCCGUAUGUAUAUUAUCUCUCGAAACACUGUACGACUUGCGAUCGUUCGCUACAAAUAUGCAAUUCUCAAAUCGAAUCGACACUCACGGCGAAUGAUCAGCACGCGUAUCGAGGUGAGGCAUUUCGCGCGAUUUGGUUCGUCGAUCGAAAGUUAUGGGAACGUUGAAUCGGCAUUUCGUGUACUUUAUGGGCAAUAACAAUGACCAUCUCUCUUCGCGGAACGUAUAGAUUACGCAGGCUCGAAUAUGUCUCGCGUUACGCGUGUAGAAUUACGAAUUUCGGUUAUUUAUUCGCGAUCGAUGAUCGCGCCCGUUAAAUUAGGCCUGUUAUUCCUUUCAGCUGAACUCUCGCGCGGUUCAUCUUUUCUCUUUUUCUUUUCACGUUGGAGGGAGAAAGAGAAAAGAUAAACUGGGCAAGAAAUUGACUCGCGUAGUGUCGCGCGCGUCAAUGCGCGAUGUCAGGUGCCUUCCCUUUUGAAUUUGUCGGCCGUUCACGAAACGUUGCGAAUGCAACGGGAUAGAUCGGGCUUCGAAAGGGGCGACGUGUCGCGACGUAGUUUAAUUAGUCGCGGUCAAUCCGACAUUUUGAUAUUUUCUCGUUACGAUAACGCAUGAAUUUGACGUUCGUGCUGCGCGAACUCGGAGGCUGAAAUUCUACACAGCUCCGACACUACUCCGGUAAUUCCGUUAAUCGUUAAUUUGAGAGACGCCGCGAGCUCUGAUGAUAGCUUCAUCGUACGAUCCUACACUUUUCGCGUCAUUUAUCCGUCGUGGUGCACCGAAGUACGCGUCGCGUCGUGUGUAAUCGGCAAUUCGGAAGUACCUCGCCGUGCAAUUAUCGUAUUGUGUUAAUUAAUGCUCGAGUUCGUGUUUAACUGUAAUUUUCGGGAGUGCGUGAGAGUGAGUAUCAUGGACGUGAAACGAGAGGAUCUGAGAGGAGGAGCAGGCCCGGGGAGGCAACAGGCGACAGCGGAGCAACCACGAGAUCGACAUAGUGUUACAACGCAGUUACAUCUCCGCUGCUGCGCAUCGUAUCGGCUAUUUCGUACUUACCGAAGAACACGGAAGCCCAAUCGUCGCCGAUUGUAUAAGUGGUUUGUCGCGUCGCAUUUACGAAAGUGCCGUUUGAAGCCGUCGCAUUUUCGGGUACGCCAAUUAAAACUGUUGUAUUUCGGGAGUGCCGUUUUAAGUCAUCGAAUUUUUGGGUAAAACAAUCAAAAUCGUCGCAUUUACUGGAGUGCCGCUCGAAGUCGUCGCAUUUUCGAGAACGCCGUUCAAAGUCGUCGGAUUAUCCGGAAUACCGUCUCGCGAUUUUAAUAAAUAGCAUAUAACUGCGUCAAUUUCCACGUUCUCAGACGUUCACGACUGUCUCGUGCGUGGUCCUUGAGCG
Temnothorax curvispinosus is the source of this 1418-nucleotide messenger RNA. RefSeq lists its product as uncharacterized. The transcript is spliced from 3 exons. The coding region runs from base 884 to 1237 and encodes 117 amino acids. The record is from RefSeq and is a predicted model, not a curated record. Lineage: Eukaryota; Metazoa; Arthropoda; Insecta; Hymenoptera; Formicidae.